GGUUGGAGUGUUUUAUGGGGUUUUGAGCUUCUAUGGGGGGUUAUUUUGGGAUGACCUCGUGUGUCCCACUCCAGCUCUAUGUGACCCUGGCCUGGUGGAGGGGACUGUGGUGGGUUUUGGGGUGUUUUGGGUCUUUUGGGAUGCUGAGAGUGUUUUGGGGUGUUUUGGGGUGUUUUAGGGUGUUUUGGGGUUCUAGGGGGGGGUAUUUUGGGGUGACCUCAUGUGUCCCUCUCCAGCUCUAUGUGACCCUGGCCUGGCGAGGGGGGGGGUCCCGCCUGGCCAAGCCUGCGGCGGUUUUGGGGUUUGCGGCCCCCCCGUUCCUGCUGGGGGCCCUGAGAGUGGCCGAGCACCGCAACAGCUGGGGGGACGUGCUGGGGGGGUUCCUAUGCGGGACCGGCAUCGCCGCCUUCCUGGUGACCUGCGUGGUCGGAAACUUCCAGAACAAGGGGGAGUCGGGGUGGGGGUCUGUGGGGGGGCCCCCCAGAGCCCCCCAGGAACUGCCCCCCCCGCAGCCCCCACUGGAGGAGAUCAGUGUGACCCAGGUGCGUCGGGCCGAGUUCCCAGCAGUGACUUGAGAGACCCCCCCGGGACAGGGGGACCCCGGAAUUGGGGGGCCCCGAAAUUUUGGGGAGGACGAUGUGUGUGGGGGGGUGUCCUGGAAAAUUGGGGGGGCAAGGGGGGAGAAUAAAAGUGGCUUCAUGU
Messenger RNA from Lepidothrix coronata (blue-crowned manakin), 702 nucleotides. RefSeq names its product phospholipid phosphatase-related protein type 2-like. The record is from RefSeq and is a predicted model, not a curated record. The coding region runs from base 33 to 575 and encodes 180 amino acids. Lineage: Eukaryota; Metazoa; Chordata; Aves; Passeriformes; Pipridae. The transcript has 3 exons.